AUGCCCAGCGUCUGCAUCAAGGGCGUCGCCAGGUUCCGACACGAUGGCAAAGUGUGGACUUCUCACAAUGCCUGGUGCAGUUUUACGGAAGAUAAAAAUGGCCGGCCACGCCCCAUCAAGUUUUACGGUCAAAGACCACGCAGCGGCGGCCCUUAUGCCAAGCCCUGGUUUGGAAAGCAGGAAUUGGACAGAAUGAAGAAGCAGGCGAAACGAAUGUUUCAACGCAUGGCCGAUAAACAUCAAGCGUCAGGUCAAGUGCGACAUGCUCCGGACAUGAAACCCCAUGAGGAAGGUCUUUGCGAGCGAUGUCAAGAGCUUAAAUUUCCUUGCAAUGGAAUGUUGGUUGAUGUGAUGGGCAAGCAGUUUACAAUCAACAAGCGAGACCGACUGGAGCGAAAGAAGCGCCUUCGCGAUGGCGAGAAAAAGACGUUGUAUCACCAGACGAGUCGGGACGUGGCUGAGCUCAUUAAGAAGACUCAAGAGAUGAAGCCGGGGCAGGUGGGCCUUGCUGGUGGCGGUAUAUACUUUGCAUUGUCGCCAGAGGACACACACGGCAAGGCUCAGCAUCUUGGACCCAUCCUCGAAUGCACCGUGUAUCUCGGGAAUACAAAACAACUAGGACCUAGUGGCGACCCUAGUCUUGACUUUCAAAAGCUCCAGAACGACCCAGAGGGCCCGUAUGAUUCGGUACUGAUUUUGCGAGACCGCCCAGAGUAUGUCGUCUACAUGUCUGACCAGGUGGAAGACAUUUGCUAUCACAACUGA
Molecule: messenger RNA, 765 nt
Organism: Monosiga brevicollis MX1
Lineage: Eukaryota; Choanoflagellata; Craspedida; Salpingoecidae
Exons: 1
Coding region: 1-765 (254 amino acids)
Source: RefSeq, a predicted model, not a curated record